Messenger RNA from Vigna unguiculata (cowpea), 1573 nucleotides. Its product is annotated as alcohol dehydrogenase-like 4. NCBI's taxonomy places the organism in Eukaryota, Viridiplantae, Streptophyta, Magnoliopsida, Fabales, Fabaceae. Gene Ontology annotation, molecular function: zinc ion binding; S-(hydroxymethyl)glutathione dehydrogenase [NAD(P)+] activity; alcohol dehydrogenase (NAD+) activity. Gene Ontology annotation, cellular component: cytosol. Gene Ontology annotation, biological process: formaldehyde catabolic process. The record is from RefSeq and is a predicted model, not a curated record.
CACCCACAUGUGUUAGGCCUUCCCCUUGAACACCUCCAAAUCCUUAUAUAUAGUUCUGUUUGUUCAUCCAAUUUUAUCAUAACUUUGCUUUAUUGCAUGUGCUUGAACUCUCUGCUAGAGAAAAACACACACACACAGAAAAAUCACUGAAAAGCUCAGAGAAAGAUAUGGCAGGUCAAGAGUUUGCUACUGAGAACUUCAAUCCAAAUGAUACCAAGGGAAAGACCAUUACUUGCAGAGCUGCUGUGGCAUAUGGUCCUGGAGAACCCUUUGUGGUGGAACGUGUUCUUGUUCAUCCUCCUCAGAAAAUGGAGGUUCGAAUCAAGAUCCUCUUCACUUCAAUCUGUCAUACUGAUCUCAGUGCUUGGCAAGGCGAGAAUGAGGCUGCUCGUGUUUAUCCUCGGAUUUUCGGCCAUGAAGCUUCUGGGAUUGUGGAGAGUGUGGGAGAAGGUGUGAGUGAGAUGAAAGAAGGGGAUUUGGUGGUGCCAAUUUUCAAUGGGGAAUGUGGGGAUUGCAAAUAUUGCAAGAGUGAGAAGACGAACAAGUGUGAGAGAUUUGGGGUGGAUAUUAUGAAGAAGGUGAUGGAUUGUGAUGGUGGAACAAGGUUUUCUACAAUGGAUAGAAAACCCAUCUUCCAUUUCUUGAACACUUCAACUUUCACAGAGUACACAGUGCUGGAUUCAGCAUGCGUCGUCAAGAUUGACCAUAAUGGCCAUGGAAACUUCAACCCCUUCAUCAAAACACUCACCUUGCUUAGUUGUGGUGUGUCUACAGGUGUUGGAGCUGCUUGGAACACCGCGAAUGUGCAUUCUGGUUCAACUGUAGCUGUCUUUGGUUUAGGCGCUGUGGGUCUUGCUGUUGCAGAAGGUGCACGAGCCAGAGGUGCGUCCAAAAUAAUAGGAGUCGAUAUCAACUCUGACAAAUUCAUCAAAGGCCGUGCAAUGGGCAUCACUCACUUCAUAAAUCCAAGAGAUGAUGAGAAGCCAGUAUAUGAGAGGAUUAGAGAGAUGAGUGAUGGGGGCGUGCACUAUAGUUUUGAAUGUGCUGGAAAUUUGAACGUUCUAAGGGAUGCCUUCUUGUCAGCUCAUGAGGGUUGGGGAUUGACUGUGGUAUUAGGGGUUCAUACAUCACCGAAACUGCUUCCAAUCCACCCAAUGGAUUUGCUCGAGGGUCGUAGAAUUGUAGGAUCGGUUUUUGGAGGCUUCAAAGGGAAGACUCAAUUACCACAUUUUGCCAAAGAAUGCAUGGAUGGAGUGGUGAAGUUAGAUGGUUUUAUCACUCAUGAGCUUCCACUGGAGGAGAUAAACCAGGCCUUUGAUCUUUUGAUUGCUGGAAAGUCUCUAAGAUGUCUUCUACGCUUCUAAAUAUUCUGUUCACCAUUUCUUUAAAAUCAAGAGUGUUUUAGACGUCAUAAAAUCAUAUCCCAGAGCAUAAUUUGAAAGCCAAAAUAAGCUCUAUUAAAUACCCCUUUUCUCGUUGGUGUGUUGAAAAAAUUAAUUUCAUUUGUAUUCCCCCUUUAAUGUAUUCUUAAAACAGUUUAUAUUCACAAUAACGUAUCUUGCAUUCUAUAUAA